AUGGAAUUAGAAAAUAUAGUUGCAAAUACCGUUUAUUUAAAAGCAAGAGAGGGUGGUUCCGAUAGUAACAAGGGAAAAAGCAAAAAGUGGAGGAAAAUAUUGCAGUUUCCACAUAUCUCACAGUGUAUUGACCUUAUCAACAAAAUAGAUGUUCGUUACGAAUACGUAGUAGACCAACAGCCAAUAGGAAAACUUCUAUUCGAUCAGUUCUGCGAGCAAAAAGGGCCCGCCUACCACCGUUGCCUCCGAUUUUUAGAUGCCGCCAAACGCUAUGAGGUCGAAACCGAUGAACAGCGCCUCGAACUGGCCAAAGUUAUCAAAAAGGAGUUCAUGGUCGAGCAGGAGGGGCAGGAGAGCAUAUCCUUGCCAGAGUUGGGGGUGAUUUUUCCAACUAGCGACAAACUUACCAACGGUCAUAAAGACUUGUUCGCUCCGUGCGUCCAAGCUAUCAAAGAAACUCUCGCGGGUGAACCGUUUCGGGAGUUUACAGCCUCCAUGUACUUUCAUAGGUACUUACAAUGGAAAUGGCUGGAGUCGCAGUCAGUUACUUACAAAACCUUUCGGAUGUACAGGGUACUCGGGAAAGGCGGCUUCGGAGAAGUAUGCGCCUGUCAGGUUAGAGCAACGGGCAAGAUGUAUGCUUGCAAAAAAUUGGAAAAGAAGCGAAUAAAGAAGCGGAAAGGGGAAGCUAUGGUACUCAUAGAAAAACAGAUUUUACAAAAGAUUAAUUCCCGGUUUGUUGUCAGUUUGGCUUACGCCUACGAAACUAAAGACGCUUUAUGCCUUGUAUUAACUAUAAUGAAUGGUGGAGACUUGAAAUUUCAUAUUUACAACAUGGGUGGCGACCCAGGAUUAGAUAUAACGAGGGCGAGGUUUUAUGCCGCAGAAGUUGUGUGCGGCUUAGACCAUCUUCAUCAACAGGGCAUUGUAUAUAGAGACUGUAAACCAGAGAAUAUACUUCUAGAUGACGCAGGUCACGUGAGGAUCUCAGAUUUAGGCUUAGCUGUAGAUAUUCCCGAAGGAGAAUCUGUUAGGGGUAGAGUUGGAACCGUAGGCUAUAUGGCUCCAGAAGUAAUAGACAAUGAAAGAUACACCUUCAGUCCGGAUUGGUUCAGCUUCGGUUGCCUUCUGUACGAGAUGAUCGAGGGGCAGGCUCCCUUCAGAGCUCGGAAAGAAAAAGUAAAACGCGAAGAAGUCGAUAGAAGAGUCAAAUGUGAUCAGGAAAAAUACUCGAACAAGUUCAGUGAAGAUGCCAAAUCCCUGUGCCAACAAUUAUUAGCGAAGAGUCCCCAACAGAGGUUAGGAGGCAAGGCUGGUCGAUCUGGAGCCAGUGUAGUCAAACAACAUCAAUUUUUCCAUCCGCAUAUUAACUGGAGGCGGUUGGAGGCUGGUAUGAUAGAUCCUCCGUUCGUCCCAGAUCCUCAUGCGGUGUACGCGAAGGACGUGUUAGAUAUUGAACAAUUUUCAACUGUGAAAGGUGUAAAUAUAGAUGAAAGUGACGCUAGUUUUUAUAAUAAAUUUAGUACGGGUUGUGUUUCGAUACCGUGGCAGACUGAGAUGAUCGAAACCGACUGUUUUCGUCAGUUAAAUGUCUUCGGACCAAAUAGCACAAGAACGCCUGAUCUAGUACUACAACCGACGACUGUUUCAGAAAAUGAAGGCUGUUUUCCAUUUAGACGGAAGAAAAAACAACUUCCUAGAACUCGGCCCAUACCUAUCAACCCUACAUUGUUACCCCAACUAGCGGAAAGAUGA
Molecule: messenger RNA, 1755 nt
Organism: Diabrotica balteata
Lineage: Eukaryota; Metazoa; Arthropoda; Insecta; Coleoptera; Chrysomelidae
Source: the annotation of a GenBank genome assembly